Messenger RNA from Schistosoma spindalis, 1401 nucleotides. The record is from the annotation of a GenBank genome assembly. Lineage: Eukaryota; Metazoa; Platyhelminthes; Trematoda; Strigeidida; Schistosomatidae.
AUGCUUAGCUUUAUUAUCAUCUAUCUGUUGUACAUCCAAAGCUCAACAAAAUUACCACCUGGACCAAUCAGUUGGCCUUUAAUUGGAUAUAUAUCUUGUUUAGGUACUGAUGUUUUUCGUAAAAUUCAGCAUUUAAAUAAAAUUUAUGGUGAUAUUGUAUCAUUUCAAGUUUUGGGAAAAACAAUAAUCAUAUUGUAUAACUAUGAUUUAAUAAAUGAAGCAGCAAAUGAGAAUCGUUCGAAAGUUGGACGAUAUACAAUGACUGUAAAUGAUUUAUUGGCAGAAAAUUCAGGUAUUUCAAAUUACGACACACCAAAGGCACUGGAAAUAAGAAGGGCUCUUGUACGUCUUGUACAUAAUAAUAUAAAAACAGCUGAAGAACACGAAGGUACUAAAUUGCACCCAAUUAUAUCGCAGAAUAUAAUCAACGCUCAAAUAAAUGAAUUGAUUCGACAGUUGAGAAUAAGACAAGGAAAACCUGUCAAUGUUUUACAAUUGAUGAGAUGCACAGUUUGGAGGAUUAUUUGGAACUUAGUUUUUGGAAAAGAGUGUCAGUUAACUGACAAACAAAUUUCCAAUACUUUAGAUGAUAUUUCAUCGAAUAAUUUACAAAACCAACUUUUUCAAACAAGACAACUAUUACCUAGAUUUUGUGUGAAUAUUUUUAAACAUUCUCAAUUCGCUAGAAAAUUAUUCGAAAUUGAAGGAAUAUUACAGAAACACAAGACUGUACGACAAUUAAUUGAUAGUAAUGUAGGCGAAACACAUAAUUCGGACUCAUUAUUUGGUCAAUUAAUCAAUGAUUCAAAAUUGAAUUUAACUAAAAAUGAUAUUUCACGUCUUUCAUUUGAAUUUAUGGCUGCUGGUACUGAUACUACUUCUUUAACAUUAACAUGGGCAUGUGAUUAUCUAGCAAGAGCUCCACCGAAAGAAUCAUUGAAACUAAGCUCAGACGUUAUUGAUAUGAUUCAUCGUUGGGCUAGUGUAGUUCCUCUAUCAUUACCUCAUAUAGUACGUGAAUCUUUUAAGCUCAAAAAUUAUUAUAUACCGAAAUCAUCAAUUUUAAUAUAUAAUCUUUAUGCUGUACAUAAUAGUCAGUUAAAAAAAUUGAUUAAUACUGGACAAAAAUCGGAUGAAAUCCAAGAAAGUGAUAAGCCAAUACCAUUUUCACUUGGUUCUAGAUCAUGUCCUGGUGCUCGUAUAGCUACUAUAAUAAUUGAACAAAUUUUAACAGCUAUUAAUCAAGAAUUUCUUAUUCAAAAUAUUACUCAAUCACCAUUUGAAACAAUUAGUCCAGGAAAUCAAGAAAGUUUAACACCUUUUGGAAUUACACGUACUCCACAUAAAUCUAUGUAUAUAUUUGUUACAAAAUUAAAUGGAACUAGAAGAACAAGUAUUUAA